Molecule: messenger RNA, 10179 nt
Organism: Cygnus olor (mute swan)
Lineage: Eukaryota; Metazoa; Chordata; Aves; Anseriformes; Anatidae
Gene: ITGA8
Product: integrin subunit alpha 8
Exons: 29
Coding region: 519-3503 (994 amino acids)
Biological process (GO): cell-cell adhesion; cell adhesion mediated by integrin; cell-matrix adhesion
Cellular component (GO): external side of plasma membrane; integrin complex
Molecular function (GO): integrin binding
Source: RefSeq, a predicted model, not a curated record
GCCUCAACUCUGCGGACAGGGCUGGGCACACGGAGCUUUGAGGGGACUGACUGCAGGGCAGAUCUAAGGGGGUGUCCCAGCUGACAGCUUCUUCUCCCAGCUCCACUGGUGGAUUGUCUGUGACAAAUCCUCCUCAGACAGCCCGGUGAAUGCGGUACAACCACGACGGAGCAACCGCCAGCGACAGCGUCGCCUCAGCGGAGCCCCUCAGCGGGGCAGCCGCGGCCGAGGCGCGCCGGGGCCGGCACCGCGGGGCUGAGGAGCCUCCAAGGCCGCCGUACGUUCCCGGGGCUUCCCCGCCAGAGCCGCUCUCCCCCGGGGCCGCCGCCGCCGGCCGCGGGGCCGCCAGGGGGCGCCGGAGCGCGGCUCGCUGCCCGCCGGCCGUGGCGGCGGAGGUGGAGGUGGCGGUGGGGUGAGCGGGGCCGAGCCUCCCCCGCCGGCCCCCCGCGGCACCGCGCAGCUGCGCUCGGCUGCGGGGAGCUGCGGUCGGGCUGGGCGAGCCGCGCAGCGAGGCGAGGAUGCUGCGCCGCCGGCAGCCGCCGUGCCCGCUCCUCCUCAUCCUCCUCCUCCUCCUCCUCGUCCUGUCAGCGCUGGCGGUGGCCUUCAACCUGGACGAGGAGAAGCUGACGGUGUACAGCGGGCCCCCCGGCAGCUACUUCGGCUACUCGGUGGACUUCUACAUCCCCGACCCCGGCAGGGUCGGCGUCCUGGUGGGAGCCCCCAAGGCCAACACGUCGCAGCCGGACAUCGUGCAGGGAGGAGCGGUGUACCACUGCGCCUGGCCCGCCGCAGGCUGCCAGCAGAUACCCUUCGACAACACGAACAACAGGAAAAUUAAGGUCAAUGGCACCAGGGAACCAAUUGAGUUUAAGACAAAUCAGUGGUUUGGGGCAACGGUCAAAGCUCAUAAAGAAAAAGUUGUGGCUUGUGCUCCCUUAUAUCAUUGGAGGACCCUUAAAGAUAGCCCUGAGAAGGACCCGGUUGGCACCUGCUAUGUAGCAAUUCAGAACUUCAGUGCCUAUGCUGAAUAUUCACCUUGUCGCAACAGCAAUGCAGAUCCUGAAGGACAAGGCUUUUGUCAAGCAGGUUUCAGCUUAGAUUUUUACAAGAAUGGAGACCUGAUAGUAGGCGGGCCUGGUAGUUUUUAUUGGCAAGGUCAGGUAAUCACUGCAAGCAUUGCGGAUAUCAUUGCAAAUUAUUCCUUCAAAGAUAUUCUGAGGAAACUGGCACGAGAGAAGCAAACAGGAGUGGCACCACCCACGUAUGAUGACAAUUACAUGGGAUACUCAGUGGCUGCUGGGGAAUUUACUGGAGAUUCUGAACAAGAGUUGGUUGCUGGAGUCCCGAGAGGAGCACAGAACUUUGGCUAUGUCUCAAUCAUUAAUUCUUCUGACUUGACCUUCAUCCAGAACUUCACUGGUGAACAGAUGGCGUCUUAUUUUGGGUACACUGUUGCAGUAUCUGAUGUUAACAAUGAUGGUUUAGAUGAUAUCUUAGUUGGGGCCCCUCUCUUUAUGGAACGAGAAUUUGAGAGCAAGCCUAAAGAAGUUGGGCAAGUUUAUCUGUACAUGCAAGAAAGUGCUUUCCUCUUCCAAGACGCGCAAAUUCUGACCAGCACAGAAGUGUUCGGUAGAUUUGGCAGUGCAAUCACACACCUUGGAGAUCUCAAUCAGGAUGGAUAUAACGACAUUGCUAUUGGUGCACCAUUUGCAGGUGAAGACCGAAGAGGGAAAGUGUUCAUUUACAAUGGAUAUAGUAAUGGGUUAAAUACUAACCCUUCCCAGGUUCUCAAUGGAGCCUGGGCCUCACAGUCCAUGCCUUCGGGAUUUGGCUUCACUCUGAGAGGAGACUCGGAUGUAGACAAGAAUGAUUACCCAGAUUUAAUUGUGGGUGCAUUUGGAGCUGGAAAAGCAGUUGUUUACAGAGCCAGACCUGUUGUGACCGUGAAUGCUCUGCUCAUUCUGAACCCUAUGAUUGUCAAUCCAGACAAUAAGACUUGUCAGCUCCCUGGCUCUCAGCUUUUGGUAGCCUGUUUUACAGUAAAAGUCUGCGCAGCAUUUGAAGGUCAAAGUAUUUCAGAUGAGAUAGUGCUGAAAGGUGAAUUGCAGUUAGAUUCAUUGAAACAGAAAGGAGCUGUUAAAAGGACUCUCUUCUUUGACUACCAUCAGUCACAUCAUUACUUCUCCAUUGUGAUAGAAAGACAGAAACAGCUCCGUUGCCAGGACUUUCUUGUUUAUCUCAGAGAUGAAACAGAAUUUAGAGAUAAAUUGUCUCCCAUCAAUAUAAACUUGAAUUAUAGCUUGGAUGAAUCCCGUUAUGAAGAUGGCUUGACUGUGAAGCCAAUACUGAAUUAUUACCAGAAAAGCUCAUUAACAGAACAGGCUUACAUUCUGGUAGACUGUGGGGAGGACAACUUGUGCAUUCCUGACUUGCAGCUUUCUGCUAUGCCAGAUAAAGAUCCGCUAAUAAUUGGAGAAGAAAACUGUGUAAUGCUCAUAAUAAAUCCAAGGAAUGAUGGAGAAGGAGCCUAUGAAGCUGAGCUACAUAUAAAGAUUCCACCUGAAGCAGAUUACACUGGUGUUGAACGCAACAACAAGGCACUGCGUGUAUUGAGCUGUGAUUACAAGAUGGAAAAUGAAACUAGAAUGGUGGUUUGUGAUCUUGGGAACCCCAUGGUGGCUGGCGCAAAUUUCUCUACAGGCAUCCGAUUUUCUGUUCAGCAUUUUGAAAAUUCAGAUUUCAGCAUCAAUUUUGAGCUGCAAAUAAAAAGUUCUAAUAAGAUCAAUCCAACCAGCAAUUUAGUUAACCUCCGUAUCAACAUCAGUGCUGUGGCUCAAGUACAGGUCAGAGGAGUGUCUCACCCCCCACAAAUUGUUUUGCCGCUUCACAACUGGGAACCCAAAGAUGAACCUACAAAAGAAGAAGAACUCGGUCCUUUAGUAGAACACAUCUAUGAGCUUCACAAUAUAGGUCCCAGUGCCAUCAACAACACAGUUCUCCAUGUCGGUUGGCCUGUGUCCAGUCGUGAAGAAUUUCUUCUUUACAUUCUCCAUAUUCAGACACAUGGACCACUGCACUGUCAGACAAGCUCUCCUAUUAAUAUACUGCAAAUAAAGUUUGCUAUUCCACAAGACACUCCUGAACUUGCUGCUUUUUUGUAUAAUUCCACAAUUUCUCAUUAUAUCAGGAGAAGGGAGGUCACAGUUGCAGAACCUUACAGGAGAAACUCUGCAAAAAUAUUGAACUGUACAAAUGUGAAGUGUAUCCUAAUUUCCUGCAAUGUGGGACAACUGGAAAGAGGGAAGAGCGCAGCACUAAAAAUCAGGUCCCGGCUAUGGGCCCAAACUUUCCUGCAGAGAAAAAACGAUCCCUAUACUCUUUCUUCCAACGUGUCCUUCGAAGUUAAGAACAUGCCCUAUAAAGUGCAGCCAGCAAAGCUCCCCCGGGGAAGCAUAGCACAUGUGUUCCAUACCAGAAACACAUGUUGUGCAGAUCUCUAUUGAUAGUGGUGCCUUCAUCUGAACUGAAGUGCUUUACCCCAGGUGAUAGCCUGCUGUUCUCAACGAGUGUCAGAUGAUCUACCAAGUGAUCAGAUAAGCAUUUUAUUCUCUUACUCCAGCCAGUAUAAUGCUUGUUAUUUGGUGCAGAUGAUUUACAGCAAAAUGCCUGUAAUGGCAACUGUAAAACGUUGAAAAAUGAUAGCGCUUUUAUGUUGUUUCAUAUCUGGACAUGGCAGUGGAUGUUUGCCAGCUCUACAGCUUGAUGUGUUAUAUGCACAAGCUCUUUUGAUGUUCCACUCUCAAGAAGAAAAUAUUUGCUUGAAGUUGGGCAAUGCUUAAUAUUUUUGCUUCUUCUGAAAAAGAUCAGUGGUUGUGUUUUAAAAGUUUCCAAAGAUUUAUUUUGGAAGUUUAUAGUUUUCUUUCUAGAGAGUGCAAGGGGGAAAGUGGAAUAAAGAUUUUAAUAUUUUAAAAUCAAUUGUCAACAGUAUGUACUUAAUUAUCAGCUAGCACCUUACAUUUUGUGCAGUUAGGAUAAUAUAUUCGAAAAGAGCAGAGCACAUGUCCUUCAUUUAACUCACACAGCACUGGUUUCCAGUUAUGCAGGCUGAUACAUAUAUUUAACUUUAAUGGUAUAAGUAAUCCCAUACACAUCAGGUACAUACCGAGUCAUGUAUGUGCUUACAUAUUUGCAGCACUGAGGUCUUUAUUUUCAUCACCAUGGAAUAAAGGUCUGUAUCUUGAACAGAGGUAGAAGAUACAUAGAUCUGUGAAAGGUUAUGAUAAAUGUUAUGAUAAAUUCUGAAUCUUUUAUAGUAAAAUGUUAGAGUGAAAAUGGCAUUGAACAGAAAUUAGCUUUGAACUUAGUGGGUUUUAAAACAAAAUCAGCUAGCUGCUGUAUCAUUCAAGAGAAAAUGUCUUUUUUUCUUAGAGAUAUUAUUAUGGUAAAUAAUAAUGCAACACUUGAUGAAUUUCAUGUGGAAGGUGAAAUGAUACUUUUUAUUAUGCAAAGUCUAGAGUUAGAAUAAGCAGUAGUUUGUUCUAUUUUAAUUUCUGGUUCUUGAGCCCGUUUGGAGUUUAACAAGAUACAAUUGCUUUUCUUAAAUGUUUGGUAGGGUCUUCAGAGGGGAUACCUUUAGUAUAAAGUUUUUGAGCAGUGUCCCACAGUGCACAAAAUUGUUUUCAUACUCAGGCUUAUAACUCAUUUUUAGCUAUUAUAUGGUGAUGAAUACUUUUAUUUUAAAUGUGCUUAUAUUCCAUAUGAAAUGUGUUUGCACAAACAUUUGUAAAGUGUAAACAUAAAUGUCAAUAUUAAUUAUGAAUCCAAGCUCAAGGGAGCUUUUACAUUCUGUUUUUCAGCUUUUUUGCGGAGCAUGCAAGAACAUCAUUCUGCAGAGGUUGGGUGGGAACAUAGAGUGCUAAAGAGUUACUGUCUCAUGGUCACUGCAAUAAAAUGAAUAAGAUUAGAAGAAGGCCAUCAUAAGCAGUAAAAGUGAUUGCAUUAGAAUAAUUAAUUUAGCUACUGUUUCUUAAAAUUGCAGAUAAAACUAUGGAGAAAUUAUUUUUUAAGAGUGUCUUUUAAAGAACAAAAGGAAAAAAAAAAAGCUUUGUGAGAAGCUCAUUAGCAGGUACUGUAUUCUGACCGUUGAUGAAGGAUGUUUGCAACAGUAAAACCUAAUUCCUAUCUAUCCAAAAGGACCUCCUGGUGAACCAGCAGCCUACCACACAUUCCUCUCUCUGUGUUGUGCUGCUGUCCAGUGGAAUCAAAGACAAUUUUGAAACUAUGCUGACUAACACCAAAAUUAGGAGCAAAAUCCAAACUGUAUUAAAACCAAAGUCAAAAAAAAAAAAAAAGAAAAAAACAACUAAUAUUUCUUUUCUAACUCACAAUGUGCUUUAGUGUGGCACAGAAAAAAUAAUAAAAAGGUAAAUUAAAAAGAAAUAAAAGCCCCCCUAUAGAAAUGCUUUCAUGGAAUCACGGUAGUUAUUCUGAAGUUAAGACUAUCAGACAACAUCUGUUCUAAGACCAGCUUGGAUUUUAUUUCCAAUAGCAAGAAAAGCGCUGUCUGUAACUCUGGUUGGCUUCACCUUCACCUCCAUGCUUGAGCCAGACAGCAUUCCUUGUCACCCCAUUGCACACCCAAAAGGCCAGAAGUCAGAUGGAUCCCGUCUUAUGUCUGCAAGGUGUGCUUUUCACCAGUCUGACAGAGAAGCAAUCACUGUUUUCAGCAUUCAAUAUAAGAAAGUCUUCUAGCUCUGAAGAGAGAAAAGCCAAAAUGCAUCUAAAGGACAGUGCCAACAUGCAACACGUAAAAAUUCCACUUCUUCAUAUUGGCCACCUUAGACGAAAACAGAUAAAUCUCCCCCAAAACAUUCCCUGGCUCUGAUCCUGCAGCACUAAACCUACCACAUGAAGAACAGAAAUCCAAGCUGAAUAAUGUAGACUUGUCUUAAAUCAAAAUCAUAUGUAAAAGUGUUGUGGACAGCAUGGGGUCGAGGAGGGACAGUCUUCUGUGGAAACGGUGAAAUGAGGCAGGCAGAACUGAAGGGAUGCUUUGUUUCUUUCUUCCCCUCCAGCUUCUGCCUCAGCUCUGUGGGUGUUCAGGACUUGCGGUGCCAAGCUGUUCACCAGGAAUUGUGUUAGCAGCUCCACCAGUCUUUGUAUAAAAGGAGGCAGCCCCGGGGCGCUAACUCUACUGUCAGUGCACACAGGCAGGAGUGGGACCGCGUGUAAUCCUCUGCUCAUAUAGCUGCUCCAUAUAUCUCAAGUAUUUAGCACAACCAUUGCCUAGUUUUCAGAAACCUGAGACAGCAAAGCGGGAAAGGCUGGGUGAGACAAGAUUGUUUUAAGAUUUUAGCAGGCAAAUUAGCUGUUGGUCUUACUUCUGCUUCAAGAGAGCAGAGCUGAGGCAGCUUUGCAGCAACUUUCUGCUUGGUACAGGAUGGAGCCCAUUUCUACUGUUAUAUUCAUUGCUGAUAAUCUAGGGAUUAUAUACACAAUGUCCUGCACUUCUGUAAGAUUAAGGUUUCUUGUUUAUAUUUCAACAUUUGUCAGGCUCCAGCUGAGCUACUGAGCUAGAUGAAAUUACACUGUGAAUUGCAUGCCACUGUCUGUAAAGGCAGAACAAGAGGAGAAAGAUAGGGAUGAGGAUUAUGAACCCACGCAGUACAAGCAAGGCUGAGCACUGCUGCACCGUUGCUUACAGCGUGGCAUCAGAAAAACCCAGAUGUCCCUAUCUGGAUCUGUGCUGACAUGUUCUCUAAUAGGUGUCACAAGAAGAGCUAGAUUGUCUUCUUCACAGCCUGAGAGGAAAGAAAACAGAGCAGGCAACUGCAGCACACACCUAGGAAGCAGUGCAUCGAAGGAGACAUGGAAUGGCUACAUGGGUACUCACCCAUAGUUCCGUACACUACCUGUCAGCUUUAUCCAAAGCUGAAUGAAAUCCACUGCCCCUAAUGAGAUUCUCUGUUUCCACUGAUUUCAGUGGGGUCUCAAACAUGUUUUGAGGCCUGGAUUGACCCCACCUAAUUUUGAACAGUGAGCUGAAGCACAUUAGUUAGAGUCUAAUUUCUGUGCUCCUGUGCAAUCAGUAGGCAGCCUUAUGAGCAAUCCAGACAUUAGAUAACACCAGGAGCAGCUUAGCUCACCUUUGUCUAAAAGCACCUCCUUGCUGAAGGAGUUGCCUUGGCGUGGAUGAAGGUGGACUUGUGCUCAAGGAGGCAGCUGUGGAUCAGUCAAAUACUACCUCAAAUCUGUAAACAAAAAAUAUUUUGUACAAAAGUAGGAUAAUCUCUGUAUUCAGAAUGUGUGACUUCGUUAGACUGCCUUUCUACCAACCCAUUCGCAGCUGGCCAGCAGCUUGCUGGAGUCCUUUUGUCCUAGUUUGCUGAUGUUGCACAGCCCGGCCUGGAGCAGCGCUGCUGACUCCAUUUCCUGUUGUAUUAACCUCAGUCAUGUUAUGCCACUCGGGAAUUUGGCUCAAGCUAUCCAUACCAGAAAUGACUACAUCCAAUUUUUGCAAGAAAAUGGGUCUUCCCUGGGAUUUGAUCUUACUGUAAAAUAGAGUAAAUCAUUUCAUGAAAUUUCAAAGGAUAGAAAGCUCUGCUUGCGUUGGCUUUCUGCUGUUGCUUGCAAGUGGCACGGUCACUGGGGUGUCACUUGAAUUUCCUCUUCCACAGCAAAAUGCUUGGCUACGUGGUAGUGUUAGCACAGAAGGGAAGCUCAAACCUUACAUAAGUAAGGUAUGUUCAUAGCUUCAGAUCCUUCUCAAAUAAUACAUAUAUUUUUUAAGGUAAUUUCUUGCUUGUGGUACUACAGACUUUGCCAGCAGAGGAAGCACGCAGUAUAAAUGAAUUGUGUUGUGUGUUUUUUUCAGUCAAUCUCAGUUUUCUCUGUCAUGGUGCUCUUUGAAUUUUUGCCAGAGCUUUCUAGCCCUUUCCUCAGUGUUCAUGAGGAUUUCUGAGCAGUAGAAGGGAGACACUUUCUUCGUUGGGCAGCUGAACUCAUUGCUUGCUACAGGCUUCAUGCAGCCCAUCAUGUCCGCAUCCCUUCUGCUUGCCCUUGCCAGAUGAGCCUUUUGCUUUAAUUCAUCUUUUUCCUUAACUGGCCUUUCUCUGGGAGGAGUCUCUGCAGACAGUUCAGAUGACCUUUUUCUCAUUUUCUCAGCCCUUGCAUUUUAAUGCCAGAUGCAGUGCCACUCUGAGACACAAGGAAAGCCAUUCAAACAUACUUAUUAAAUAAGCGCUGCUAUUGCUGAAUCUAGUGACACAGAGAGCCUACAAAGUUCUGCAGUGCUUCAGAAACCUCCCAGAGAGAUGGGAGUGGUAUCCUUGCAGUGCCAUAGUUACUCUAGCAACAUAUCUGAUGGGACCCAGGCAUGGGUUUCCAUGGUUUUUAACUAAUUCUGUUUGCCUUGAAAUAAAUUUCUCUUACUCUAAUUGGCUAACUAAUAUUUAUUCUUUGCAUAUGCUAUCUUUAUGUCUUGCCUUAUGUUAAAUCUUGUAGAGUAAUAACUAUUUACAUUUUUUAUUACCGUUUUGGUAAUACUGUGUCAGAGUAGGGACAGUUGGCUACACAGAUGAUGUACAUGGAGAAGACUAUUACAAAGUGUCUUCCAGGUAAACAUGGAUGAAAGGUCUGCUGGCGCUGACAGAAUGAGACGUCUGGGAAAGAUCAAGAGGAACAGUAAAAUUGGAAAGGGCUAGAAGUUGCGGAAAGGAUGAAGUUUGCCAUCUUCAAGGAGAAAAGUGACAGAGACACAGAACUGAACUAACUGGGAACCAGACUACAAAGUCAUGUCCAGUCUUCAAACUUAGCAUACUGUUCCAUGAAUUGCAGGUGUAUCAGCCACUGAGUUAAUAGCAAAAAAAAAAAAAAAAAAAAAAAAAAAAAAAGAAAGAGAGAGUUUGCAAUUAGUGCAGAUCAGGGACUGGGCAAUAGCCAAGAAAUCUAUUAGGAAGAGCAGAUUUCCUAGCUGUACCUUGAGCACUGAAGAGGAAGAUAAUUUGAGAGUUUGUGUAAUCAGAUUGCAAAGCAAACUUGCCACCUUGUCAUGAAGAAUAAAAUAACUUCAAUCUGCCACAUACCUAUCCUGUUAAAGAGGGACUAGGAGUAAAUGACAGAGGUCCAACAGAAAACCGCAAAGAAAUUUAACUUCCCAGCCUCACAAUUAAGACAAAAAGAAGACAAAAGUUUGACAAAAAAAAAAAAAAGACAAAGACAAAGGGACAUAACUGUGUCUGAGGAGAUAAGAAAAGCUCAAAAAGCUCAAACUCACUCCUUCUCACUGGGGAAUGGCAGGGAGAGAGCAAAUAUUAAAUGAGAUUGAUGAGGAUCCUUCCAAGCAGAGUCGGACAGCAUAGGAUAAAUUUGUCUACAAGGUACAAAGGGGAGAGCAAGGAGGAGGUUGCUUGUAUGGAUGACCCCAGAAAGAGAAAUAAAGAGGGGUUAUUAUUACUCUUUGUCAACAUGAAGGUCUCAAGAGAGAAGUUUGCUGAUUCAACUAAAACCUUCCAUAAAUUGUUAGACACACCUGCUGCUUUAUAGAGCCUCAGACAAUGACAGUGUUUUAUGCUUACUUCCCAUUUACGUAACAGGCAGUAUGCUUGCCUCCUUUCAAGGAGCAUAAUGCCAUACAGGACAUGAGGCUGUAUCACAAGGACAAUGCGUUCUGCUUGAGUUUCAUUUUUGGACUGCUUAGCUGAAACACAAGUCCUAGAAAAAGUGUAUACAGGCUCGUCAGCAGAAAUUAGAGUAAUAAUAAUGUAGCUGGUAUCUAUUGUGGUUUGAAUUAAGAGUUUGGGCUGAAGUCAACCAUUGUUCCAGAAUAUUUUUAUAUAAGUAAGUUACACUGGCCCAGGCUGUACCAGUAUACAUGUGAGGAGAAAUUUUCUUCUUGAAACUUCUUGAAUUAUCUGUACAGAAGGGUUUUUUGUUUUUCGUUUUUGCUGCGUUGUAUUAAGGGGAAAUGUUUCUUACGUCUGAGGUGGCAAGUGCUUUUGUAGAUGUGCAAAUCCCAUUUCUAGUAACUAUCAUGAACAAGAGAAAAGAAACUUGCAGUAAAUGAAGCCAGCAUGGGAAAAUUCCAAGCAACGUGUGUUUCUAAUCUGCAAAAUGCUAUUGAAGUGAAUGCUUAUAACCUGUGUAUUCUACUGUCAGAUUUGCUUUACUUAUUUUUUGUUC